GUCCAUGUGACACUUUUCGAACAGAUCCUUUUAAAAAUUCACUGAUAAAGUCACGUGAUUUCGAACUUUAAAAGGCGCACUGACCAAUCCCAACCAGUUCGGAUUCGCACUCAGCCAACAGCACCAUGAAGUUCCUGUUCAUUCUGUCCGCUGUUUUUCUAACCACGGCCCAGGCCAACUUCUUCACCGAUCUCGGUCAAGGUCUCACCAACUUCUUCAAGACCCUUGGGCAGAGCAUCUUGCGCCAACUGGACACUACUGGAGUUCAACUUCUGAACGCUAGUGUCGCAGCAGGGAAGACCCUUAUAUCUCAAGGAAUUCAAGCCCUGGCUCUGAAUACUGCAAAUGCUCUUGCAAAAACAGGUCGAGAUAUACAGCUCCCUCCCAUGCUCCAGAACGUGGAGUCCUCCCUCCACAACGUUGUGGACACUCUGAUGGGUGAGAUGAAGAACGUGUUCGGCUUCCUUGGUCAAGGGUCUGCAGGGCGUCAUGGACAAGCUCGCACAGCUGGAUGUCACUCCCCAGGAGGUCAUCACGGAAGUCGACAAGCUUGUCAACACCCACAACCUUGUUGCUGAUUCCUUCCUGAAGACCAUCAAGGACAAGGCUGAGGAGGUCAUCUCCAGCCUCAUCAAGAGCAAGAGGAACGCCUUCACAGACUUCUUCGCGGGCAUUGGGGAGAGUCUGACCAAAACCUUCAAGCCAAUGGUGGAUGGUCUCAAGUUGCUUGCUACUACAGCGGGAAGUGCCAUCAAGAGCGGGGCUACCAACCUCCUCCAAAAGGCCAAGGACUCCGUCGCCCAACUGGGACAGAAGCUCCAACCCAAAAUCGAAAACGUCGGCACCCAGCUGGGCACCCUCGUCAUGCAGGGCUCUAACGCCGUGAACGCCUUGAAGCAAGCUGGCAGCGACAUCCUUCAGCAAACCCUCACCAACAUGAAGGAGCCCGCUAACAAGAUUGCCCAGACCGUCGUAGAUGCUGGAAAAACCGUAGUCGGACACGUCGGUGGGGCUCUCCUUGGCACCAACACCGAUCCGGACGCCACAACCGUAGCCCCUUCCACAUAGUCUGUUAUCAGUUUUUGUGGAAUAAAUACUUAACAAAG
Messenger RNA from Haliotis rubra (blacklip abalone), 1106 nucleotides. RefSeq lists its product as uncharacterized. The transcript is spliced from 7 exons. The coding region runs from base 490 to 1068 and encodes 192 amino acids. Lineage: Eukaryota; Metazoa; Mollusca; Gastropoda; Lepetellida; Haliotidae. The record is from RefSeq and is a predicted model, not a curated record.